Messenger RNA from Microtus ochrogaster (prairie vole), 3536 nucleotides. RefSeq names its product E74 like ETS transcription factor 1 (gene Elf1). Gene Ontology annotation, molecular function: DNA-binding transcription factor activity, RNA polymerase II-specific; sequence-specific DNA binding. NCBI's taxonomy places the organism in Eukaryota, Metazoa, Chordata, Mammalia, Rodentia, Cricetidae. Gene Ontology annotation, biological process: regulation of transcription by RNA polymerase II; cell differentiation. The record is from RefSeq and is a predicted model, not a curated record. Gene Ontology annotation, cellular component: nucleus.
ACCCGCGCGCUCCGUCGGGCUCGUUCCCGCGCGUGGGACAGCGGCUGCCGCGGGGGCGGCUUCUGCUGGAGUCGUGCACAGUAGCUGAGGCUGUCGCUUGGCUGACGCUAGUCAGGGCUAAGAAGACUAAGAAUUAUUUCAGAAAAAGUGCCGGUUUGAAUGGAGAAAACCUGAAGCACUGUUUUCUCUGAGGCCUGGGUCUGCAGGAACUGCACAGACUUGCCUGGGGGGCUUUACCACACCUUCCUGCACCCCACUGCUCCAGACUUGAACCUGUUGGGACUCUCAUGUGGAUCUAAGGGGAAUGCUUUACUAUGGCUGCUGUUGUCCAACAGAACGACCUAGUGUUUGAAUUUGCAAGUAACGUCAUGGAGGAUGAACAGCAGCUUGGAGAUCCUGCCAUAUUCCCUGCUGUCAUUGUGGAGCAUGUUCCUGGUGCUGAUAUUCUCAAUAGUUACGCCGGGCUAGCCUGCGUGGAAGAGCCUAAUGACAUGAUAACUGAAAGUUCACUGGAUGUUGCUGAGGAAGAGAUCAUAGACGACGAUGACGAUGACAUCACCCUCACAGUCGAGGCUUCUUGUCAUAAUGGAGAUGAAACAAUUGAGACCAUUGAGGCUGCUGAGGCACUCCUCAAUAUGGAUUCUCCUGGCCCUAUACUGGAUGAAAAACGGAUAAAUAACAAUAUAUUUAGUUCCUCUGAAGAUGAUAUUAUCGCUCCAGUCACCCAUGUGUCCGUCACAUUAGAUGGAAUUCCUGAAGUGAUGGAGACUCAGCAAGUGCCAGAGACAAGUGCAGAUUCCCCAGGAGCCUCAUCCCCAGAACAACCUAAAAGAAAGAAAGGAAGAAAAACAAAACCACCACGACCAGAUUCCCCAGCCACUACACCAAAUAUAUCCGUGAAAAAGAAAAAUAAAGACGGGAAGGGAAACACAAUUUACCUUUGGGAGUUUUUACUGGCUCUGCUUCAGGACAAAGCUACCUGUCCUAAGUACAUCAAAUGGACACAGCGAGAAAAAGGCAUUUUUAAACUGGUCGAUUCUAAAGCAGUGUCUAGAUUGUGGGGGAAGCACAAAAACAAACCUGAUAUGAACUAUGAGACCAUGGGAAGAGCCCUCAGGUACUAUUACCAAAGAGGUAUUCUUGCCAAAGUGGAAGGUCAGCGUUUGGUGUACCAAUUUAAAGAAAUGCCAAAAGAUCUUAUAUACAUAGAUGAUGAGGAUCCAAGUUCUAGUAUAGAAUCUUCAGAUCCGUCCUUAUCUUCAACAACCACAUCAAGUCGGAAUCAAGCAAACCGAUCAAGAGUAUCUUCAAGUCCAGGAAUAAAAGGAGGGGCCACUACAAUUCUGAAACCAGGGAAUUCUAAAGUUACCAAACCCAAAGAUCCUGUGGAAGCUGGACAGCCAUCAGAAGUUUUGAGGACAGUGCAGCCCUCACAGGCUCCCUAUCCUACCCAGCUCUUCCGAACUGUUCACGUAGUACAGCCAGUACAAGCUGUCUCAGAAGGAGAAGCCACCAUAACCAGCACCAUGCAGGAGGAAACAGCAAAUUCUUCAGUUCCCAGUAUUAGGACGAUACAAGCUUCAACCCAGGUUCCAGUAGUUGUGUCUCCUGGCAACCAGCAGUUGCAUACAGUAACACUCCAGACAGUGCCACUCACAACGGUUAUAGCCAGCACAGACCCAUCAUCAGGUGCCGGGUCACAGAAAUUUAUUUUACAAGCCAUUCCAUCAUCACAGCCCAUGACAGUACUGAAAGAAAACGUCAUGCUGCAGUCACAGAAGCCGGGCUCUCCUCCUUCCAUUGUCUUUAGCCCCGCCCAUGUACAGCAAGUCCUCACAAGCAAUGUUCAGUCCCUUUGCAAUGGAGCUGUCAGUAUGGAUUCCUCUCCGUCCUUCAGUGCUACUACACCUGUGGUGACCUUUUCUCGAAGCUCACAGCUGGUUGCACACCCACCUGGUACUGUGAUCACCUCUGUUAUUAAAGCUCAGGAAACAAAGACUCUCAAAGAAGAAGCAGAGAAAAGGAUGGAAGAUGAUUUGAAUGAAGAGACCGAGAAAAUUGAAGAGCAGCCACAGCCGUACGUGAUGGUGGUGUCCAGUUCAAACGGGUUUCCCUCUCAGGUAGCCAUCAAGCAGAAUGAACUGCUCGAGCCCAACUCUUUUUAAUUAACACACCAAAGGAAUUAUGGGUGUUUUUUAAAAAAAUUGAACUCCUUUUUUGGUUGUCUGAAAAUAGCCUGAUUUUUCUUUCCUAAGGUAAAUCCACAGUUGAUAAUUUUAUAAUUGUUAGACAUAGUUACUUUUGCCUUCUAGAUGAGGAGGAAAACCUCUUCUCUAUGUUUCUGAACUCAGUUGUGAAGGAGCAGGAAUUUUAUACUAUGAAGAAAUUCUUAAGAUUUUUUUCAAUUGCUAUAUCAUAAGUAUUUUUAAAGUUUCUUUUCUAACUUGACACUGUAUUAGCUUCCUGAAUGUUUUGUAAAUACUACUUAAAUAUAAGUCAACAGGAAAUUUAUAUAGGAAAUACUUUCAUUCCACUUGUAUAAUUUAAGUCUUGACUCAGAUGCAAGAAACUUAUUUUAUACUAUUAAAAUUAUGAUGUCACUUUGACUUUAGUUGGCUGCACUGUUUAAAUAACAUUACAAAUCUGUUGGCACAUGUAAUCCCAGCACUUGGGAGGGGGAUAAAGGGCAAUCAGGAGUUGAAGGCUAGCUUUAACUACAUAGUGAGUUUGAAGCCAGCCUGGGCUACAUGAAACCUUUCAAAAACAAAAGCAAAAGAAAGCAACAAAAGUAUUAAAGUGUGCCUAUGAUAAUGUCUGGACCUGAGUGUCAGGCAGCAGCCUGUGAGUGGCACUCCCACUAGCUAGGUGUGUAACCCUGGACAGGCCACUUCAUCUGCUAGAGUCUUUGCCAUUCUGCUAAAAACAAGGGAUGCACUGGAUGAGACAAAAUAGUCUCCAAGUUCCCUUCUUAUAAACUUAUGAUUUUUAAUAUCUGUACUUUAAAAUUAUUCAGAAUAUUGCCUGAAGUAUUUCCUAUUGUAAAUAUAGGUAAAAUACUGUAUAAAAAUGUUUCCUCACAAAAUUAUUAUCAGUAAGAUCUGCCAUAAAUUCUUUGAGUUCUUUGUUCAUUAAUUCUUAGGCCACCGUGUAGUGUGGCUUAUUGGUAAACUUACUUCCGUGCUGAGUGCUAAAUGAUAGACUGCUGUUCUGAGAGUCAGGGCUUCCAAGGCCCAAGGACGCAGCCUGGGUCCUGAACUGAUAUGUGGAGUCAGUUAUCAGAAAGGCAUAAUUGCUUCUUAUUUGGAUAAUUUUUUACUAUGGGUGAAGGGGAAAAGAAAUUGCAUACAAAGAUAACAUAUAUCCAAUUUUCUGAAGUAGAGUUCUUAGAUUACUUUUUCAGCUGUAAAUAAUGUACAUUUAAUGUCACAAGAAAUUGUUUUCUGCAAAUUUUCUAGUAUAGAAAUUUUGUAGAAGAAAAAUCAUUAUGUUUAGAGGGCUAAUAUUAUAUGUUUUCAUAUUAUAAAAUAAAUUUGUAU